Toxorhynchites rutilus septentrionalis is the source of this 799-nucleotide messenger RNA. RefSeq names its product golgin subfamily A member 6-like protein 26. The transcript is spliced from 2 exons. NCBI's taxonomy places the organism in Eukaryota, Metazoa, Arthropoda, Insecta, Diptera, Culicidae. The record is from RefSeq and is a predicted model, not a curated record. The coding region runs from base 29 to 781 and encodes 250 amino acids.
UGUGACAACCUGUAGUUUGGUUAGGUUCAUGUUUUGUUUAUACCUGUGUAGAAAAAUGAGCUCAAAUUCAAAAAAUCAGUUAUCACAAGACGAGAAUAAAGCUCCUGAAGAUGUUUUCCAGCAACAGAAAAAUCUGGAUGAAAACAGCACCAAACUGGAGGAGAUACGGAACCAGUAUGAGUCCAAACUCAAACAGUUGUACUCGAUGAAGGCAGAGGAGACCAUACUCGAGCUCAACUUCGAAAGUUGGAAGCAAUUGUACCGGAAGCAGGAGGCGGAACUGACGGUCACGUUGGAUAGGGUCAAAUCCUCCAGGCAAAGUAUUUGGGAUGACCGAGAGCAACUUUGUGCGUUAUCGGGUGAGUUUGCCAAAGAGUCAUCGAUGGAAAAUUUCCUACGGGAAAUGAAUCGGGCUACCGAAACGGAGGACGUAAGUUCUAAAGCGGGUGCACUUGUCGUCGUCGAAAUGAGGAACGAAUCCAGCUUACUGGCAUUAGAAUUGGACGAAGUCGAGCUGGAAAUUGAGAAGGCAAAUGAAAGGGAGGAAGAGUUGAAUCGCAUGGAACAGGAGCAAAUGCCAGAAGAGGAAACGAUACGAAGAUUGCAGGAAACAGUGACUAGUUCGGUUCAUUAUAUAGAGGAGAUGGAGGAGGAAAUAAGAAGUAUCAAAGCUAAUUCGGAAGAAGUUGUUUACAACCAGGAAAGUGAGGUUAAGUCAAUAUUGAAGAAAACUACGUUUGUGACAUAUGACGCUGGCAAGAAGCAAGUACACUUUGAGUAAUUAUAUCAUCGAUGUAAU